Molecule: messenger RNA, 1671 nt
Organism: Amphimedon queenslandica
Lineage: Eukaryota; Metazoa; Porifera; Demospongiae; Haplosclerida; Niphatidae
Exons: 6
Coding region: 253-1608 (451 amino acids)
Source: RefSeq, a predicted model, not a curated record
UGUAGUAUUGUUGAUGUGCGUCUUCUAAAAAGAAUAGUGAAAAGGUUUAAGAUACAAGAAGCUGAAGAGAUCAUUGAAAAGUAUGAAGAAAAAGCUGCUACAUUUUGCAAGGAUGUAUCAAUCAGUUUAUGCCUUGGGGAGAAGUUACAUGUGGUUGCUGUUCCAUCGAUUCUCAAGCGAGAGGAAGUUACCUUCAUUUUUAAUUGGAAUCCAGAUGAAUCAACACUGCAAGAUGUUAGAGCUGUCCUUGAGAUGCUAGAGCCGUUGCAUAUUUUUUUAAUAAAGUUGGAUAUUGGCCAGUCAGUUGUUGCCACCUGUCACUGUCCUGCUGAAUGCAUCAGUGUACUUAUAAUUACUGUCCAUAAAAAGUUAUUCAUACUACAAAAAAGAGGAUUGAAGGAAUUUAGGAUAGCUCAAUGUGCUAUAUGGGUUGACACUACUCUUGAGAUAACAAUGGCUACCGGCAGUUUCAAAGAAACAGCCAAAAUGGGCAUAAAAGAUGAAGAAGAAAAACUUGAAGCUAGUAUGACCAUGCUGCCUGAAGAGGUGUCUAAAAAAGAUAAAGCUGAACUGAAUCCAGAAAAAGAGGCAAAGUUCCAGUCAAUGCAAGACACCAUAAUUAUUGAUUCUGAACCAUGGCGGCAAAUAAAAUAUGUACCAAGAGAAGUUUUGAUUAUUGGAUCAUUUGGAAAUCAUGACGACUGGCCUCAGCAACAGCAUGAAUGUUCAUAUUUAUCAGAACAAUGGAUGCUAGAAACUGCUGGUAUUAUCGAAAAGUAUUAUUUGAAAAAUACAAAAGAUUAUCAACUUCAUGAAAUACCAGAAAGUGAGCAAACCAAAACAUACUACAUGGAAUGUAUUUCAAAAAUAUUUAUCAACUGCAAAAAAGAUGGAGUCAUUAUUUAUUACACUGGUCAUGGAGAGAAGGACACUGGUAACUGGUGUUUUAAAGAUGGAGUAAUAUCAUUUAAUGACAUCUUUAAUUUAUUUAAAGAGCACCUUCAAAAAAAAGGUUUGUCGUUAACAGUAGUAUCAGAUUGCAGCUAUUCUGGUAACUGGAUCUAUGAUUGUGCCGAUCGUUUAGACAAGAUGAAGAUUCCUUCUUGUGGGCACCAUACCAGAGAAAAUAAUAUUCUAAUUCAAGUUGUUGCUUCCUGUCAACAUAAUGAGGAAGUUACUGCUAGUUAUGCCAAGGAAGCUGUUAAUUAUAUUGAAGCAUCGCAAGUUGUUAAGUUUAAAUAUGGUCCUGAUACUGUAUUAUCAUCUGGGCAAAAACCAAUGGGAGCUGAUUUUAGAACUAUUCGUUGUGAUAAAGAGCCAUGUGAAGUAGAUGCUAUAUGCACUUGGAAUGAUUACGUCUCUAAUUACUACUCUGAGCUCAUUGCUUUUUCUACUUCCCUUGAAAAAGAAGCAGACAGGUACUGGCACAUUGCUGCAAUUGAAAAAGAUGAAAUAAAGAGCUUCAUUGAAGAAUUAGCUAAUGGAAAAAUUAAUCGGAAAAUCAUAAAAUCACACCGUGGUAAAACACUCCCAAAAGAGAUCAGUCGAGAGGUUUACCUACAAACAGGCAAAAUUUUGAAACAUAGCCAAUUUGAGUAUAUACUAUAAUGCUGUUUUUUAAUGUGUCUAGACUAUACUUUUAAAAUUGCUGUAUAAAAAAUUUAAUAAUAA